AUGUUUCACAUUUCCCACCCAUAUCCAACACCGAUACCAAGGGAAAAUGGUAAAAUGAUUCCGGCAGCAGAUAUUGUUAAGGCAACCCUAACGUUCUUCAAUAAAAGUUUUGGAUUUAACUCGACACCGACGAUGAACAGAAAGAGAACUAAACCCAACGUUGCAAAUCGCAUCCUGGAACCCUGGAAUUUGUCCAAAAACCGACGGACCAAGUAUGAUGCCACCAAUGACUUCUGCGAUGACGCGCGGUUGACGAAGCCAUACCAGAGCGAGGUGGAGGAGGCGG
Molecule: messenger RNA, 286 nt
Organism: Acaulospora colombiana
Lineage: Eukaryota; Fungi; Glomeromycota; Glomeromycetes; Diversisporales; Acaulosporaceae
Source: the annotation of a GenBank genome assembly